AUGGCGACACUGGUGGCCUCCCGACGUCAAACGCUGAAAAUGCCACCAGAGCUCCUUCCCCGUUCCGGAGAGCCAGAGCUGCUUCCGUCAGCCACCCUCAGGACAAGGAGCCAGCGGUGUGUGCGGAGCCACCUCGGGCCGCCCUCCGAGCCACGGCACCCCCGCCCCCGGCGCUCCGCUCACCUCGGGGCCGCCCGGGGCCGCCCCGCCCCUUUCCCGCCAUCGCCCCCCAGGGGAGGCGGCGGCCGCCCGAGUCUCGCGAGAACCGGCGCUGCCGCCGCCAUGGAGCCGCCGGUGCCCGGCCCGCCGGGGCUGUCGACCGUGCUGGCGAGCACGGACUGGUCCGAGCCCUGGCUGCUGGGGCUGGCCGCCUUCCACCUGCUCUGCUUCCUCCUGACGUGCGCGUCCCUGCAGCACCGCCGGCUGCAGGUCGGGCACUUCCUGUGCAUGGUGGGCUUAGUGUACUGCGCUGAAUAUAUCAAUGAAUUAGCAGCCAUGAAUUGGAGGCUCUUUUCUAAAUACCAAUAUUUUGAUUCAAGAGGAAUGUUUAUUUCACUUGUGUUUUCAGCGCCGCUGCUGGUGAAUACUAUUAUAAUUGUGGUCACCUGGGUUUACAGAACUUUGAAUGUAAUGACAGAACUAAAGAUGCUACAGCAGAGAAGGAAAGCAGAAAAAGAGAAAAAGAAGUGAAAGUGCCAAACACUAUUUUUCUUUCUUCAGUUGUAAUAACACCUGUCUGGGUAAUCAGUCCUGUAUGGGUAUGCAGGAGCAGAAGUACUUUUGUGUCCUGUGACAAGAGGACUUUGUAAUUGUGGCUGUGGACAUUGAGGUGAAAGCAGGCAUCUACAGUACAUUUGAACUGGUUGUGAGAUCAUGAAACCAGUCUUAAGAAGUCUUUGUGCCCUUCAGUGUAAGAUUGUUUUCCUCCAUGACCAAGGCUGUUAGUAUUGAUGAGACACAAUCUUCCAGUUUCCAUUUGCUUGUGUAUUUUUUACUAUGUUUUUUAUUGUGUGCUUAUCAAGUAUCAGUUAUUCUGCUGCUUAAGGCAAUUGGAGCUGUGUUAUCAAUUACAGUAAAUGAGAGCUUUUAUUCAGAAUAACUCAGGAAUCCAUGCUUCUGUGAAGCACUUCACUUCUUUAUAAAUCAAAUUUCAUACUUCCUAUGUGUACUGUGUGCCAGUGGUUUUUAUAAAUAAAACUAUCCGCUCACUGCAU
Cinclus cinclus is the source of this 1214-nucleotide messenger RNA. It is a transcript of the gene TMEM18, whose product is annotated as transmembrane protein 18. Bases 1 to 690 code for a protein of 229 amino acids. Gene Ontology annotation, cellular component: nuclear membrane. The record is from RefSeq and is a predicted model, not a curated record. Lineage: Eukaryota; Metazoa; Chordata; Aves; Passeriformes; Cinclidae. The transcript has 5 exons.